GAGCUCUGCGGUAAUUCCUAUUUUGAAUUUGAUUAAUAUUGAUUAACAUACAAACUACUCUCACACAGGAAGCAAUGGGAGUCACAGAGCAGCAAUGUGCAAAGCACAAAGCAGUCAAAGUUGGGAGCAGCUGGAAAGGGGAGGUAAACCCCUUCAAAUGCAAAGCAGGUUCACCAGUGGAUGAUCUACAGAUAACCAUUCAGAGGAAGAAAGCCUCAUCUUCCAGAAUCUCAUAAUUUCCAGAAUGAGCUGUGUCAUAAAAAUGGGCAGACUUCAGUUUUGAAUACCUUCUGCAGUUGAGAAAAUGUUUGCUUACUGUCACUUCCCUUGCUCUGUGACUGUCCACUAUUCAUUCUGUGCUGGUAAUGACUUCUAUCCCUCUAUUUUAGCUCUCUAUGCUCUUCACUGAGGAGUGUGAUAAGGUACGGGACCUGAUGCAUGUUCACUCCUUCAGCUACGACUUCCACCUGCGAGUGGUUCACCAGUACUUGGUUGGCUGCCACAUGACUCUUCGCCAGGGCUACCAGCUCACCGACUUCCUCGACGACUUCAUCUCCCAUCACCCAGACAUUCCCAAAUUUGGCCGUAACCAUGUCUUUCAAGGGAGCUUCUCCAUCUCCACAAGGAUGAUAACAGCUCAUCAAUUGUAUAACUACAUCACUGACCAUGCCAGCACCUACAACAUGAAGCCACUUCGCAUGUCCAAGUCUACAGUCACCACUGACAACAAGAAAGGGAUGCCUGAAAUGCAUGAAUAUGCUCUAGUGGCGCUGUGGAACAGUUCGGGCUCCUACAAGGAUUUGGAGGGCCUGCACCACCAUGAUGACUUUGAUGUGUCCCUGGUGGUGUGUCAUAAUGCUGCUCCAUUUGAGGAACAAUCAGACGGGGAGAGGCAUUUGCUGAGGUUGCGGUUUUAUGUGAUCAUGACCAGUCAGAGAGAGCUAUUCCCCCGCCUCACUGCCGACAUGCGGCGUUUCAAGAAACUUCCUCAGAUCCACCGUGACCCUGGUGAAGUGGGAGGCUGGCUCCCCUCAGAUCGAGCAGAGGCCUGUGGGUCACGUAAUGCUGAGCAGGAACUCUGGGAGGAAACUGCAUCUGGAGUUGCAGCAGCCUUGGCCCCUAGUGAUGGCAAUGAGUUUUACCCUCUGGCAGGGGGUGGACCAGAGGCUCAGGGGCUACUUUAUAGCUCUCCUCUGUUCCCUUUGCUCAACAACGAGGUUGCAUCAGCCUGCAGACAGAUCCAGGCCAGUGUGGAGCAGGCGAUGGGCCACUGUCGCAGAGAUAAUCUGUGGAGGAGGCUGUUUCAUGGAGAGCAUCUUGCCCUUGACAAAUUGAAGCUGACCAAGCUGUCAUUCAGCGAGCUGGAGGAGCUGCUGGAGGCUGUACAGAGCCGCUCGGUGGGGGAGAUUGACCCACAGCUGGACUGUUUCCUCACCUUGAGUCCAGCCUGGUAUCAGAGUCUGAUCAAAGUCCUACUGAACCGCUUCCCUCAGAGCUGCAGACACUUUGAUGAUAACGCAAUCCAAUAUCUGGCUGUUCUGAACCAGAAGUUCACCGACUGCUUUGUUUUAGUCUUUCUGGACAGUCAAGCUGGAAAAACAAGUCUAAAGGUUGUGUUUCGGGAACCAUUGCCAUCACAGCCUCAGGCCAGUAGCAGCCUCAUCCUCAGCUGGUGUCCAUGUGGGGCCUCCAUGGACUGGAUUGAGAUCUGGGGAAUGUGGAGGCCAAGUCAUCACCUCAACCUCAUCGUUGUGCUCCUCAAAACCAUUGCUGAACCCUUUGUGCUUUGUGGCAUUAUCCUGCUGAAACAGGCCACGGCCAUCAGGGAAUACCGUUUCCAUGAAAGGGUGUACAUGGUCUGCAACAAUGCUUAG
Acanthopagrus latus (yellowfin seabream) is the source of this 1874-nucleotide messenger RNA. RefSeq names its product KICSTOR complex protein SZT2-like. Gene Ontology annotation, cellular component: peroxisome. The record is from RefSeq and is a predicted model, not a curated record. Lineage: Eukaryota; Metazoa; Chordata; Actinopteri; Spariformes; Sparidae. The transcript is spliced from 8 exons. Bases 396 to 1874 code for a protein of 492 amino acids.